AUCUAUCAAGUGUUAGAUAUGGCGAUUCAAAGACUAGUUUUCUGUUUUGCCUCGCUGGUGGUUCUGACUGCCAGUCCGGCCCACUGUGCUCCUCAAGGCUUCAUGACGAACUUUGGCUGGCCUGGCCAGCCAGACUAUACUCCACGUCUUCCAGCCCAAGCUUUCAUGCCAACUGAAACUGUACCUAACCCGGCACCUGCAAUGCCCAGCCUUUGGUCACCGCCAGCAGUUGCAGAACCAACGAUCAGACAAACGGACGUGGCCGUUCAACCGCCUAAAUUGCAUAAGCAGUUCCCUGUUCCUCAAUCUCGUCUAGCGAAUGGAUCAGCCAAUCGGCUCUCUAAACAGCAAACUAAAAUCAACGUCGAGCAAGUCACAACAGAAAAGCCGGUUUCUGAUAAUAACACUGAGGUAAGGAAACCAAUCAACGCGGUUGAGUCAGCAGUUGUGCCAGAGGAAAAACCUCAACUUCCAAAACUAGCCACAAAACUAACUCCGGAAGAAGAAACGGACGAUCAGCGAUUGUUGGAAUUUAUUCCGGCCGGAGUUGCUGCUUUGGGGGCCGCUUUGGGUCGUGAAGGAUGUCGUUUGAAAGCCGCCUGUCUCGCAGGGGGACUGAUACCUUCUUCUAUUCAGGGUCGUGACAUGAUGUUACUAGCCGCCGAAACACUAGUACCUACCGAAUGGAAAGAAGUGUUCCAAGCAGCCAAGUCGAGCAUGAUUGAAAGACAAGACUGCAGCAGCUUCACUUGUUUCUGAACUGAAAGCGAAAACCCUGGUUUUCUA
Daphnia carinata is the source of this 786-nucleotide messenger RNA. RefSeq lists its product as uncharacterized. Bases 19 to 759 code for a protein of 246 amino acids. NCBI's taxonomy places the organism in Eukaryota, Metazoa, Arthropoda, Branchiopoda, Diplostraca, Daphniidae. The transcript is spliced from 3 exons. The record is from RefSeq and is a predicted model, not a curated record.